UGGUUUCCUUAAAGUCAUAGAAUCUCAAACUUGACCAAAGUUGCAUUAAAUUUCUAGGAAGUUACACCAUCUAUCUUGCCUGAAAUUAACCAAAUUCUUAUCCCAAAAAAUUUCCUCCAUUAUUUUUCACCAGCCAUUAACAUUUAACACAAUCUCUCUUGAGCUCACAUGCUAUAUGGCAACUUUGCCGAUAGUCGAGCUGUUGCUUUUAGCAAUCAUAAUCGUAGUUUCUUGCAUUAAAGUGCAGUGUUUUGAUUUCAAGUUUUCAGAUUUCCAAGAAGAGAACAGAAAAGAUUUGUUGCUGAGUAAGAAUUCAACUAUUUUCAGAGAUGCCAUCCAAAUCACACCUGAUCUUAAUGGUGAUAUUAAAAACACACCAGGCAGGGCAUUCUAUGGGAAGAAAUUCAAGCUGUGGAGCAAAACGAAAGGAAAAAUAGCAUCUUUCAACACAACUUUCGUUAUUAAUAUCAGUAACAAAGAUUCACCAGAAGUUGGGGAAGGUUUAGCCUUUGUGCUAAGUGCGGAUUCUAAUGUUCCACAGGAGAGCUUCGGCCAAUGGCUCGGCAUAGUCAAUGCAACCACCAAUGGAACCUCUCGAGCUAGGAUCGUCGGCGUGGAGUUCGACACUAGGAAGAGUUAUGAAGAAGAACCUGACGGUAACCAUGUUGGCUUGGAUAUUAAUAGCUGUUAUUCAAUUGAACAGCAAUCAUUGAGUGGCUAUGGGGUUAACCUUUCCAUGGGGGUCGAUGUACGGGCUGUUGUUCAAUACGAUGGCAAAAACAUGACUGUUUUCGUUUCUAAUGGAAGCGAGACCCAAAGUAGUAAUCCAGUAUUAUCAGUGCCAGUGGAUCUCUCCUCGUUUCUUCCUGAAACUGUUCAUGUGGGAUUCUCAGCUUCAACUGGAAACUUCACAGAGUUGAACUGUGUAAGAGCUUGGGAAUUCCAUGGUGAUGAUGUUGGGGAUGAUUCAAAUCUAUUGUGGGUUUGGAUUGUUAUCCCAAUUCUACUUCUGGGUUUGAUUUUGGGGCUUGGGAUUUAUUGGAGGAGGAGAUCCAAAAAGGAUGAUUUGGAAAGAGGGUAUGCAAAUAUAGAAGCUCAUAUUAAGAGCUCUACUGCUCCAAGAAGGUUUAAACUAAGAGAAUUGAAAAGAGCAACAGGCAAUUUUAAUCACAAAAACAAGCUUGGGAAAGGUGGAUUUGGGACAGUUUACAAAGGGGUUUGGAAAGAAAAAGAAAUAGCUGUGAAAAGGGUGUCCAAGAAAUCACAUCAAGGUAACCAAGAAUUCAUAGCUGAGGUUACCACAAUUGGUAACUUAAACCACAAGAAUCUUGUGAAGCUAAUUGGAUGGUGCUAUGAGAACCGAGAACUCCUUCUUGUGUAUGAAUACAUGCCGAAUGGAAGCCUUGAUAAGUUCAUAUUCUAUGAUGAGAAAACAGGGAAAGGUGAAUCAAAUCAACCAAAUCUCAGUUGGGAAACUAGGCUCAUCAUUAUACAAGGGGUGGCUGAGGCACUUGAUUAUCUUCACAAUGGGUGUGAGAAAAGGGUGCUUCAUCGGGACGUAAAAUGUAGCAACAUAAUGUUGGAUUCGGAGUUCAAUGCUAAAUUGGGAGAUUUCGGAUUGGCAAGAACAAUUCAACAAAGAGAAAAAACGCACCAUUCAACGAUAGAGAUCGCAGGCACUCCUGGUUAUAUGGCACCGGAAACGUUUCUUAUAAGCAGAGCGACGGUUGAAACCGAUGUUUAUUCGUAUGGUGUGCUUCUCCUUGAAGUUGUAUGUGGAAGAAAGCUUGGUAAUCAGAGUGAGUUGAGUAAUUAUAACAACAGCAUUGUGAAUUGGCUAUGGGAAUAUUAUAGCAAAGGAAGGAUUACAGAUGCUGCGGAUUCGCAUUUAGAUCGAGACUUUGCGGAAAAAGAAGUGGAAUCCGCACUUAUAUUGGGUUUAGCCUGUUGCCAUCCGAACCCACAUUUCAGGCCAUCAAUGAAGACUGUUUCGACGGUUCUUGCAGGGGAAAUGGAUCCACCACAGGUGCCACUAGAAAGGCCUUCAUUUGUGUGGCCUGCAGUGCCCCCUGUUUUCACUCAGUCAGAUUAUUCUCUCACCGGAUCCCAAUCCCAAUUCAGUACAUUUUCUGAGGUCGAUGGAAGAUGAACCACCUUAGCUAAUCACUGUUACUCAGUUCUGCAAUAUUACCGUACCAGAAUACUCCAACCUUUUCUUUUUGUCGAUGGGGGUACUUUUAUUUUGUCAUUAUUAUUCGAUUAUAUCUCAUCAAAUGUUCAAAUGCAAAUGUCUCCGUAACUUGUAUAUAUGUUUAUGUUACCUUUUAGAAAUCCAUGUGCACAAGGAUUUUCUUCAA
Molecule: messenger RNA, 2357 nt
Organism: Gossypium raimondii (Peruvian cotton)
Lineage: Eukaryota; Viridiplantae; Streptophyta; Magnoliopsida; Malvales; Malvaceae
Product: probable L-type lectin-domain containing receptor kinase S.5
Exons: 1
Coding region: 176-2149 (657 amino acids)
Biological process (GO): protein phosphorylation
Cellular component (GO): plasma membrane
Molecular function (GO): ATP binding; protein kinase activity; carbohydrate binding
Source: RefSeq, a predicted model, not a curated record